Monomorium pharaonis (pharaoh ant) is the source of this 4941-nucleotide messenger RNA. It is a transcript of the gene Loxl2, whose product is annotated as lysyl oxidase homolog 3. Gene Ontology annotation, molecular function: protein-lysine 6-oxidase activity; copper ion binding. The coding region runs from base 2975 to 4492 and encodes 505 amino acids. Gene Ontology annotation, biological process: peptidyl-lysine oxidation. Gene Ontology annotation, cellular component: membrane. The record is from RefSeq and is a predicted model, not a curated record. The transcript has 8 exons. NCBI's taxonomy places the organism in Eukaryota, Metazoa, Arthropoda, Insecta, Hymenoptera, Formicidae.
GUUAAAAAUCUUGAAUAGAAAAUAGAGAAAAAAAUCGCAAACAGACCGUCGAUCUUUCGGUUUGUGAUGAAAGCAAUCAUCGGUAAAGAGAUAAAGAUAUCGUUUUUUUUUUUCAGUCGCGUGCCACAAGAAAUCGUUUACGGGCUAGAUAACACCCGUCGUCCCUUCAUCCCUCGACAUUAGAGGCGCCACACGACCUAAGUAUGUCAAGAAUUUAGCCGUGGGCCGUUUUCACUAAUAGCACACGAUAAUUGCUUCACCACGCGUUCGUUCGCGCGAUUACGCCACAGAAUGAAGCGUGUCAAAAGCGCGGCCCGUAUAUGAAUUACAUAAAUUCUUUUUUAUACCGGCAGUGAAUGAUGACGACAACGAAGUCGCGGUCAAUCGGAAAACGGAGACAGAGGAAAAAACUAACACGUGCUUUCAAAUCGCGCUCGAAUUCAUGUCCGGAUAGAAUUUUUUAUCUGUGUUUUAAUCUAUAAAUAAUUCCAAAUGUAACGUACAUAGCGUAUAUAAAAUCUAAAAAGAACUUUAUAAAAGAUAAAAUAAGUGAUAAAUCACGAUUAAAAUCUCCUUUACAUGAAGUCUUAUUUAUGUAAAAAUGUAACGCUCUUUUAGUUUUAUUUAAUAUAAAAUUAUUAUGAAAUAUUACUCAGAAUUUAUAGAUUUUGUCAGAAUUUGAUCACAAUAUAUUCAGUGACGUAAAAGCAACUUGAUUUCUAGCUUAAUAGCACUGUUCUUCGGUUCUUUUCCUAUCGGCGUUCCACUUGGUGAAGUAUAAAGCCUGGCUAGCACCAAUCCCCAACGGUGGUUGCGCAAUGAUUACGAAUGAUACUGUACGUACUGAAUGACGAGAACCGUGUCUCACCGGAGACUUUCUAAACUGUUUUCUUUUUUAUUUUGUUUUUAUCAAGCUACCUACCUCUUAUUUGGCAAUGAACAAUGACACCCGAACACACGCUAAUCAGUGCGUCGGAAGAGUCGGAAGAGAAAACAUGCGAGUGCACUUAUUCUGGACGCGUAUAUUAUCGGAACGACUGACUGAUAAUGAAAAAACAUGAGAUAGAACGUGACGCACUUGCGCACGAUAAGAAUGUUCGAGACCAGUUUUGAUCCGUAAAAUUAGACACGUAAUUUAAAUACUCGAAAAGCCGAUAUUAAAAAUCCUUAAUGAAAACUAAAAGAAAGUUAAAAUAUUAGAUGUGUGCAAAAAAGUUCUCAUGAUGCAAUGACAAAAUGGGAUCGGUGCAGUACUUGAAAGUGGCCUCUCAAAUAAAUCGCCAGGACUUUUGCGCGUACUUAAUAUUAUUAACACGUAAUUCCAUUAUAGACAGUAUUCGAUAAUUAAUCCAGAAGACAAAGGCUCCUGGCUCUUGCAAUAUUGCGAUACUUUUCAUUAGAUAACGUCAAUGAAGGAUGAAAUUGUCCAUGAGAUCCGCUCUGCUAUUUUAUGGAUUAUUACAUCCAUCUUUUUAUCUUUCUGUCUUUAUUUUCUAUCUAUCUAUUAGACUUUAAUGCUCUACAACAUGAGGCGAUGAUAAAUUGCGGUGUAUGAAAUAUCCACCUUGAAAAGCCGCUACGAUAUAGGUAUAUAGACGUACCGGCUUUCGAGUACUCUAACGAGGUCAAACUACUUAGAGAUAUUUCAUAAAAAUUAUUAUCGGAGCGCUCGAAUAAUUAGAGCUCGUUAUUUACCCCCUUUUUUAAUAAUUAAAUCGUAAAGAUAUAAUGUUCUCUCCGUAAGAAGUGUUAAUAAAAAUCAAAAUUGCUUUCCAAAUGCCGUAAUUUAUUAUUAGGGUCGCAAUACGACCUCAUCACGGUUACUCAAAUUUAACCGUAGUAAUUGAGGGUUAAACUGGUUGAUUCUCAUCUACGUGCACGACGAAACAAUAUGCCGCGCGUUUCCGCAACGUUGCGAGAUCCGAAACGUUAUAAACGGCUGAUUCGAAUCGCGCACACACCAGUAUUAAUCAUCACAGUGGAUCGCAUAGUUCAUCAAGAUUGGCCGAUAUCGACUGGUCAAUCAAGUGUGAAUUUUUUGAAAGCAAUACACGCUCACGCGAACAAACGCAAAGUAAACUAGCAAAUCCCAGAAACAAUAAGCAAACUCGAAUAAUAACAAUCCUUCUCUCUAAAAUAAAUUCAUAGAGGAAAGAAAAAUAAUUCUGACGUUUCAAUUUAGAUUACUCUUACAAGUUCUACACAAAUUAUAUAUUUUAUGAAAAAAUUCAGUGAUUCUUUAAACAUUGUUCUUUUUACACAUAUUAUUAUUUAAUUUCAAAUUGCUAAAACUGUGUCUUUUUAUCAUCAUCGUUAUGUAAUAUCAAAAAUGCGUAUUCCUAUUUGAAAUUGUAUUUGAUAUGUUCAUCGUCAUAUCUUUUAUAAUUCGUCUAAAUAAAAAACAAAGCUACAUCACGAAUUUUAGAGAACUGUUAAUACACUCUGCUAAACGAGAACGACAGAAGAAUUACGAGAUGAGAACAGCAAACUAAGAGAAGCAACGUCUCUUCCUCUUAAAGUCAAGGACUAGGAUAGUCAUGGCUAUUCUAAUCGCGCUGACAGUUGACUUAAACGGGUCAUCGGUUAACGCUAACGAAUCGUUCAGGAAGAGAUCGGCGACGCGGGAAAAGAAACGAUCCGCCAUCUGGACCGCCGAUGAUCUUAUAAGCGUGCGUUACAAGACAGGGAGCGAGCGCAUUGCGUGAACGUGUUGCGCGAUCAGUAUAGCCCGCGGAAUCGUGCGCACGCGAUUUCCAUACAACGCGACUCGUUUUUCCAUAUUUUUCGUAGCGAAAUCCGAUAUAAAAAAAAAAGUGUGAUUAAUCUACGAGUGUCCGUCAAAACUGCUCUUGUUUCAAAAUUUUUCGCGUGUAAUAUCGGACGAUGGAUCGUAUAUGACGAUACAUCGAAUGUAAAUCGUGAUCAGACUUCUGGCAGUUCGAAAACGUUAAAGCUUGCAAAACGCAACGAAAAAAUGAGAUUGCCAUUACGAGUGGGAAGAAUCGCGUUUAGCUUGAUGGUGCUGUUAUCUGUAUUCGAAUUUUGCACGAGCAGCAACAGUAUCUGGACCAGCAGUCGCGACAGGAAGACGCGCACGGUCGGAAAGCUGAAAAAGGACUUCCGAAAGUUGAAGAAACAAGAGGGAGCGUUAAAGCUGAUAGGCGGCGAAAAUGGCGAACACGAAGGAAACGUGGAAAUACUUCACGACGGGAAGUGGGGCAGUGUAUGCGACGACGAAUGGGACGACUUCGAGGCCAAUGUGGUUUGCAAGCAAUUAGGCUUUAACGGUGCAAUUAAAGCAACGACAUACGGCCACUUCGGCCAGGCCAGAAGAAGAUACUGGUUGGAUAACGUUUACUGCGACGGAUCCGAGAGCGAACUUGCGAACUGUCGUUUCGACGGAUGGGGCAUUUCCGACUGCGGUAGCAACGAAGCUGCCGGCGUCAUUUGCUCGCGCGACGAGGAAACGAGUGCAUCGUCGCCACCAGUCCCGCAAGGGAAGCCACCAAAGGCCAGGAUAAAGGACACGUAUCCGCAGGGCACGGCUCUACGAUUAUCCGGAGGUCGCGUGCAUUCCGAGGGCCGGGUGGAAAUUAAAUUGGGCAGUGCAGAUUGGGGUGUCAUCUGUGGCGACAGUUGGUCCAUUCUCGAAGCCGCCGUGGUUUGCCGUCAAUUAGGCCUUGGUUACGCCUCUGACGCGAUACAGACUAAUUUCUUUGGCAACGGGGGGAUUCCGAUUUCAAUCAGCGGGGUACAGUGCAAUGGGAACGAAGGGAAUCUGGCAGAGUGCCAGCAUGACAGGGUUGCAGAUUGCCCAGGGACAGCGGAGAACGUGGCAGGGGUGGUGUGCCAACGCGAAAUGGCCGAUCUCGUGUUCGAUCACAUCGAGCUGAUGCGUACGGCGCAUUUGGAGGACCGUCAGCUCUACUGGCUGCAAUGCGCGAUGGAGGAGAAUUGCAUUGCCUCCCAGGCCUACAAGAUACAACGCGAGUCCGAAAAUUGGCACCUGGAGACGAGACGACUGUUGCGUUUCACCGCGAGAAUCUUGAACGCGGGCACCGCGGAUUUUCGUCCCUCCGUGCCUAAACACUUAUGGGAAUGGCACAUGUGUCACAUGCAUUAUCACUCGAUGGAGGUGUUCGCCACUUUCGAUGUAAUCGAUUCGAGCGGCAAUAAAGUCGCCGAAGGCCACAAAGCGUCCUUCUGCCUCGAGGACAAUCAAUGUAUGCCCGAUGUCCAACCCAGAUACAAAUGCGCCAAUUACGGAGACCAAGGUAUUUCCGUUAAUUGCAGUGACAUUUACAAGCACAAUAUCGACUGCCAGUGGGUGGACAUUUCCGAGCUCGAGCCAGGACAUUAUACGCUCAAGGUCGCGGUGAAUCCCGAAUUCAAAGUUGGCGAAAUGUCGUUCGACAACAACGCGGCGAUCUGCCGCUUGCUUUAUACGGAAACUUUUGCAACUGUCCACAGUUGCAUAAUGGGACGUCCUUGACACGAUGCGCUGCACACGAUUGCAGGAAUUUUUCUAGAUAGAGGCAAUCUACGGGGUGAGAGAUUCAUGUUCGGGCGCGUUGGCGUUGACUGGACAUAACGAACAAGAGGCGACACAUGGCGACCUUGCAAGGUGUAGAUUCGCAAAUAAAUUUCACGAUUCAGAACUUUAAUUGGAACGCAAGUGCAUUGUGAGAUUAAAAAUGGUAAUCGUUAAAAUAAAUUUAAAAAAUUUAAGAUGUUAACAUUGUUACUGCUAAAAGUUAAAAGAUCUACAUUUAGACAUUGGCGUUAUUGUUAUAAUCUUACAAGUAUUUCUAAAAAUUGUCGAGAUUUUGAAUCUCAAAACGUAUUUUAUUUUAGAUUAAAUUAUUUUACUUAAUAAAGAUGGAGGGAAAAGCGCAAGGAAAUAGAAAAUGUAAGAAUAAAGAGAUUUAAGAGCAAUUUCAA